UCAGAUAACGGGAUUUUUUUAUUUUAAAAAUUUUUCGGAGUACCGUAUUAUUCAUCCCCCUACUAUGGGGGUACUACGCCCCCUUUUUAUAGCUUAAAAUGGAUUUUGCUCACACGUGAUUGGGGGCUCGGGUUGACUAGUAUAAAUAUAAAAGCGAUACACCACGUUUUUCAGAUCGUGCCUGAGAAAAAUUUAAUUUCCAUAUUAGCAACGAUUUUUACUACUUUCAAGUCAUUCUUAUUAAUUUUUUUUAUCUAUAAAUACUUAUGGAAAAUUGUCCACGAAAUCAUUUCCCUCAAACAUACAUUAGGUGCUGGUGAUGUGGAAGAAAGUCGUGGCAAGUUUUUCAGUGUAGUGUCUUUGUUAUGCAAAAAAGAAGAUGUUCUGGACUCUUUUUGGGAUUAUCCUGGGAUGUUUCCUUGGAGGAUUUUUGAGAUUGAUAAAGAGAUUGAGGUACUGGAACGAACGAGGUGUACCCUACAUUGAAGCAAAUUUAAACUUUACAAAAAAUCCGGUAACAUCUUUUGUGACUGACUACGUGGAACUUAAGAAAAAAGCAGGAAAGUUUCCUUUUAUUGGAAUCUACGACUAUACAGUACCAAUGGCCAUGGUAACUGAUUUGGAUUUCGCAAAGAAAGUCCUUGUGAAGGAUUUCGCGUAUUUUAGAGAUCGAGUUGAUUAUUCAAAUAUUAAGGAAGAUCCUCUAUCAGGAGGACUUAUUUUUACAAAUGGUGAAGAAUGGAGGAUGUGCAGGAGGAAAAUUAAUAAAAUUUUCACGUCAAACAAUGUUAAAAUAUUCCACACCCCAAUGGUGGAUGCUGCAAUGGAAUUCCACAAACAUAUGGCAGAACAUCUGGACGGAGAUACUGAUGCUAGUGAUCUUAUUCAUCGUCAAACUGUGGAAAUUUGUGGAAGGAUUUUCUUUGGGACGACUUUCUCAUCAAUACAGGAUCAAGAGGAAUUUCGGAGCCUUUUAGGCGAAAUUAAAAAAUUGACGAAUAAUGUCUUGAUGUUUUUCUUUUUUGCAACUUGGUUUCCAACCCUGUGUAGAUUUUUUAAAAUUAAAGUUGCAAAUGCCACACAUGCAAAACUAUACACAAACCACAUGGAAAAAAGUCUGCAACAGGUAGCGGAAAAUGUCUCAGAAGAAAUAACUAUGGCAGGAUUAUUUGUGAAAAAUCAACAAUCGGGAAAUUUAACAUUCAACGAAACAAUUGGAUUCUUUUAUACUUUCUAUGGUGCUCAAUUUGAUUUUAUAAAAAACACUCUAAUCUAUGUAAUGUACGAAUUGGCACUGAAUCAGGAGAUUCAAAAUCGUGCUAGGGAAGUCAUUUCGGAAAAACUUGACAAAUUUGAUGGUGAAUGGAGCUUUGAUGCGUGCUUGGAAAUGAAUUACAUUGAUCAAAUUAUCUAUGAAACCCUCCGGAAGUAUCCUAUUUUGCAUAUCCUGACAAGAAUUUGCAGACAAGACUACGCAGUUGAAGGUACAAGUUUCACCAUUGAAAAAGGAACUCGAAUGGUCAUUCCCGUCUAUAAAAUUCAUCAUGAUCCUGAAAUCUAUCCUGAUCCAGAGAAAUUUAUUCCUGAACGAUUCACAAAGGACGCAAUCGAGGCUCGUCAUUCCUGCGCAUGGCUGCCAUUUGGUGAUGGUCCAAGGGUUUGCAUUGGCAAAAGAUUUGCAAUAAUGCAAAUUCGAAAUCAGCUAAUGAGCUUCAUUUCUACGUACCGCUUUUGUAUUUCACCCAAAAUGAAGGAACCACUUCAAUUUGAAAAAUUUGGAUUACAUCUGCCAACAAAUACUAUGUGGCUUACGUUUGAAAGGAUAUAAUGAAUUUUGAAUUAAAGGGCGAAGGUUAUGUUAUGCAGGUCUAAGGAGGAAAUUAUUAAAAUGAAAAUUUAGCGUUAAUAUUUUUUCUGAAAGGGUAUAUUUCUGGUAGAAACUCGCAAGUUUUCAAUAAAACACUUCGACGUGUCCGAAGUUAUGAACCAUAUUCCUAUCUUUUAACACAGGAGUAUGUUUCAUAAUCUUCGGGAGCGUCGACUUGCAUAACCCUUUUUGAUUAUCUCUUAAAAUAAAUUAAUCAAUACUUUGCGAAAUAUAUGAUAUGAAUAUACAAAAAAAAA
Molecule: messenger RNA, 2124 nt
Organism: Lutzomyia longipalpis
Lineage: Eukaryota; Metazoa; Arthropoda; Insecta; Diptera; Psychodidae
Product: cytochrome P450 6a22-like
Exons: 2
Coding region: 380-1828 (482 amino acids)
Molecular function (GO): heme binding; monooxygenase activity; oxidoreductase activity, acting on paired donors, with incorporation or reduction of molecular oxygen
Source: RefSeq, a predicted model, not a curated record